GCACCACCACCAAACAGCUAGAGCAGCAGCAACACUAGCAAGGAAGCUAGAGAGAUCGUCGAGAUGGCGAGGAAGGGCGGUGCGGCGGCGGCGGCGGUCGUGGUGCUGGCGGCGCUCCUGGUCCUGGCGGCGCCGAGGCCGGCCGAGGGCGCCGUGACGUGCGCGGAGGUGGACUUGAACCUGCGACCCUGCGUCGGGUACGUGACGGGGAAGGACGCGGCGCCGCCCGCCGAGUGCUGCGCCGGCGUGCGGCGGAUCCGGGCGCUGCCGUCGGGCACGGCGGAGCGGCGGCAGGCGUGCGAGUGCGUGAAGCAGGCGGCGGCGAGGUUCCCGGGGCUCAACGCCGAUGCCAUCCGCGUCCUCCCGGCGCAGUGCGGCUCGCCGCUGCCGUUCCCGCUCACCCUCAACUUCGACUGCACCACGUAUACAAGCUAA
Molecule: messenger RNA, 435 nt
Organism: Panicum virgatum (switchgrass)
Lineage: Eukaryota; Viridiplantae; Streptophyta; Magnoliopsida; Poales; Poaceae
Product: non-specific lipid-transfer protein A-like
Exons: 1
Coding region: 64-435 (123 amino acids)
Biological process (GO): lipid transport
Cellular component (GO): membrane
Molecular function (GO): lipid binding
Source: RefSeq, a predicted model, not a curated record